Macrobrachium nipponense is the source of this 1046-nucleotide messenger RNA. RefSeq lists its product as uncharacterized. Lineage: Eukaryota; Metazoa; Arthropoda; Malacostraca; Decapoda; Palaemonidae. The coding region runs from base 148 to 852 and encodes 234 amino acids. Gene Ontology annotation, molecular function: structural constituent of cuticle. The transcript has 2 exons. The record is from RefSeq and is a predicted model, not a curated record.
CGUGCCCAGCCAAUCAGGAAAGGAAUUGAAUCGGGUGUCGAUGGGAAGCCAGUAUAAAUAGGCCGAUCAAGUCGAAUUGUGGCACACACCAAAUCGGACCUCAGAAGCCGCCAUCGGAGUUCUGAGACCAAAGAGAACAGUGACAAGAUGUUUCUGGUAGCAGCUAUCUGCGUGUUGGCCGUUGGUGCCAAUGCCCAGGUUGGGCCCUCAGGAAUCGUCAGCCCUGAUGGUGUCAAUACCCAGUUCACCCACGAAUUCGUAAACGACAUCGCAGUAAUAGGACCUUCUGGCAUCGUGACAAAAUCAGGAGCCAACCGUCAGCUCACCCAUGGUGAGGCCACCCUCAACGCAGCAGCCCCUGCACCUGUUCCAGUGGCUCACUUCGUCAGCAGCCCCAGAGGAGUCUUCGGAUACUCAGGCAUCGUCCGACCCGAUGGAAACAACGUCCAGUUCACUCAUGAACAGGCCAACAACAUCGUCUUGGUAGGACCAUCUGGCGUCGUCACUAAGGAUGGGAAGAACAUCCAGCUCACUGAUGACCUCCAUUUUGCCCACCGUGCCAAGCGCGCUCUCAUUGGACCCUCUGGAAUGAUCACCGAUGAUGGCACUCCAAUCCAGUUCAGAACUCCUGGAGCUACCAUCCUUUUGGAAGGACCUUCUGGAUACAUCAUGUCUGACGGAACACUCGUCCAGAAGCGUGCCAAGAGAUCCCUGGAUGGAGCCCUUAUUGGAGCCUCUGGAAUCAUCACCAAAUCCGGUCAGCUCAUCCAGUUGGAACCAGGCGUCAGCAUUGUUCAUGCUGGUCCAUCUGGUGUUGUUCUUUCCAACGGAAGGAACAUCCAGUUCCUUUAAUUGGAUAACUGAUACGUAGGCUGAUAUUUCUUUUUCCUAUAUUUUUAUGUCUAAACGAUGAAUGUUCUUCACCUGCCUUCUCUCUAGUCCACAGGUUCCCUUGUCAUCUUUUGGUGAUGCAUUGGACAUGAUUUAAAGUUUUCUAUAAAGAAAAGUCAUGACUGCUAAAUAAAGUUCUGUUAUUACGAUGAUCA